Molecule: messenger RNA, 657 nt
Organism: Ctenocephalides felis (cat flea)
Lineage: Eukaryota; Metazoa; Arthropoda; Insecta; Siphonaptera; Pulicidae
Exons: 3
Coding region: 376-657 (93 amino acids)
Source: RefSeq, a predicted model, not a curated record
CGUGUGUGUGACUGAGUGUAUGUGACUUAAGCCGUGAAACGUAUGUAUCAGAAGAGUUGAGUGGGCCAAACUAGGAACAAUGAGCCUGCGCCGAAAGUGGGAGGAGGUAGCCGAAACUGGUGAAAUAAACUGAACAUCCGAAACGAAUUCAACAUUCCUAGGAUACACCACGGGAUCCCGACCGAUAUACGAAAUGGUGCUGGCGCAGUUAUGCAAAGAGAAGAACGCAUCAGAUCCUAAGAGUGUGUGUUUUUUUACAUUGCUGACCCAGUUCAAAACGCACGGUCAUGUGUCAACCGCGUGUGAAUAUCAUGUCAAUGUUCUAUCGUGAUAAAUUAAAGUGCAACAUAAGACACACCUUUUGGAUACGUUAAAAUGUCAAGAAUAUCCGGUGGCAGCAUGCUUAGAACUAGAAGAAAGGAUGUCAACGUUAAACCAAAUCGAAGACUAGACCGAAAAUCUUCGAGAGGAAUGAUAUAUGAAAAUGAAGAACUACGACUAAGGACAAUAAAUAUCAACGCUGAAGUAGAGCGAGGACAGUCAGACAUAAAGAAAUUAAGACGAGAAAAUGAGCAACUUCGUAGAGAAAUUUGGUCACUACGAGAAGAAUACGAUAAACUAGAUAACUUACUAAGACAUGGACGUUCUAUGAGAUAA